Molecule: messenger RNA, 616 nt
Organism: Racocetra fulgida
Lineage: Eukaryota; Fungi; Glomeromycota; Glomeromycetes; Diversisporales; Gigasporaceae
Source: the annotation of a GenBank genome assembly
UACGAAUGUUAAUGGAAAAAAUACAAUUGCUAACAAAAAAAGUGCAGAUGUUAAUAAUGAACAAGGGCAUUUAAAACCACAAAACGAGGGUAAUGGCGAUGAUAUUGACAAAGAUCAUAAAUUAACUAAAGAAGAACCAGGUCCAGAAGCUGUAACAGGUGAGACAAAUGUAAAAGAUGUCAUAUGGCAUCAAUCUUCAGAGAACAAAGAGCUUGAGAUAAAAUAUCAAGCUGGAGUUUCUGAAGAUCCCGAAAAAGAAGAAUCUGAAGUCGAGAUAAUUUUAGAUCCUCCAAGUAGAAAGACAAGCAUUACGCAAGAAAACGAUGGGCAUGUUAAUCUUCAGACAAGCAAUAGCACAGAAUCUAACGGUGCAACUAUGAAAUCUGAAGAUCGAUCUGAAAAUAGUCAAUCGCCCUCAAGCAAAGAAUCUCCGACAUCACCAUUAACGGAGGAUCAAGAAAAGGAACGCGCACAACCUACUCAAUCAUCUAAACGAUACUCGACAAGAAGAGUUGCUACUACACCAGCGACACAAGCAACUGAACAAGAGGUAGCGGGAAGUGAUGUUGGUCCUUCUCGAGUUGCUGGAGAAAUUCCACCAUCAGGUUUGUGCUAA